ACCAACUCUGUAGUUCCCUCUGCGCUGUCCUGUGCUUCUCCCCCCUUCAUCUCGUCGGUCCUCUUCUCUACAGUGGAUUCAUGCUCAGCUCUCGCCCUCCUCGGUCGCCAUGCAGAAUAACCACCAUAAGGAACAUCUCUAUAAGAUUCUUGUGAUAGGGGACCUCGGGGUCGGCAAGACCAGCAUCAUCAAGCGUUAUGUCCACCACAACUUCAGCCCCAAUUACCGAGCCACCAUCGGGGUGGACUUCGCUCUCAAAGUCCUCAACUGGGACCAGGAGACGGUGCGCCUACAGCUGUGGGACAUUGCAGGUCAGGAAAGGUUUGGCAACAUGACUCGUGUAUACUACCGCGAGGCCAUGGGUGCCUUCAUUGUGUUUGAUGUCACAAGGCCCGCCUCCUUUGAGGCCGUCACCAAAUGGAAGGAGGACUUGGAUUCCAAACUGACACUUGCCAAUGGGAAACAUGUAUCCACUGUGCUUUUGGCUAAUAAAUGUGACCAGGGUCGAGAUGUACUGACCAAUAAUGGAAUAAAGAUGGAGCAAUUCUGUCAGGAGAACGGCUUUGUGGGAUGGUACGAGACAUCUGCUAAGGAAAACAUCAACAUCGAUGAAGCAGCCAACUGCCUGGUGAAACACAUCAUUGCCAGUGAGAAAGACAUGCUCCAAUCCGAAGUCCCCGACACCAUCACCCCCCAGUUAGAGAAGGACAAAGGCGGGACAUGCUCCUCCUGCUUCAGAGCUCAGUAACAGCUUCUGACAGUUGGAUGUCCUUUUGUAUCUCAUUACACAAAGUCAAGUUUGUCUGUGAGCAAGUGAACUACUUUUGCUGUUUUUUUUUAGUUUGUUUGUUUUGUUUUGUUUUGUUUUAGUUUUUUGAGGAAGAAGGUAUGGGUGCCAACUCUUUUCCUCUCUAUGAUAGCUCUGGGGAUGGGUGGUGGGUGUGUGUUUGUGUGUGGGGUGGUGGUGGUGGAUGGCGAUGACAGAGAGGCAGCUGGCUCAAGAAAUGGAUGGAUUGAAUCUGAGAGAGAAAGAGAGAAAAGGGAGAUAGAUGCAGCUGAGUGUGCUUGUAAAAGGCAAGGUCACCCUCUGGGCAACGUCAAGCUUUGACACUGCCACUUCGGUUACCAUGGAGACACAGGUAAUGAACACAUGCACAGAAAGACUGCAGCAAGUCACAGUAUGUCUGUGCUAAAAGUCAGCAGAGGUAAUCUCUGUUUACAAACCACAGUAGUUGCCUUUGUUUCUCCCUCCCUCUCCCUCUCUUUCUUGCUUCAUCCCUUCGCCUCUCUUCUUUUCUUGCAGUCUCUUGCCCACUCUUUUUUUCCUCCUCACCCCUCCUUGAUAGCAUUUUUAGUUUUUCGCAUGUCAUCCUGAGCUAAUGAGCAGAAAAAAAAGCUCAACCUCAGUCCUGAUAACACUACAGUCACAUUAUAUCCUGGUUUCAUUUUAUUUUACAUGGUCAUUUUUAUAACACUAUCCUUUGGGGCCAGUCCUUUUCUGUCCUUCUUUAUGUACACCUGGUGGCUCCAAUAAUGUAAUGUACAGCAGGUUAUACUGAUGUAAUUAAAGUGCCUUUUCUAAUACAGCCCAUUUUAUGUAAUGCCUCCAAUAGAUAUAUUCACUAUAUAUUUAAUUUAUAAGUGCACUUAAAAGGUACAUGUAUGAUGACUUUCAUCACUGAGGUAGAGUUCAGCUCAUUUCCACGGCAACAUAUUCAAGUUCUCUGACAAACGUGUGUAUUAAGGAAAGUCAUGUUAAAGCAAGGAUAAUGUCUAUUUUUGUUUUCCAUUUUAAUUGGAUGGUUUUAUAUUAAAUUUCUAUUCCACUGUUCAAUAUUUGUAACAUUUGUAAUGUGGCAUAAAUGCAGAUAUAUAUACAAACAUGUACAUAUUAUAUACAAUUUAAUAAAACUGGUUGUAGAACCAAAGAUGUAUCCAGUUUUCAACAUGUUCAUAUGAAUAAACCACAGCUUUACUGACCUACA
Lates calcarifer (barramundi perch) is the source of this 1985-nucleotide messenger RNA. It is a transcript of the gene rab38a, whose product is annotated as RAB38a, member RAS oncogene family. Gene Ontology annotation, molecular function: GTPase activity; GTP binding. The transcript has 3 exons. The record is from RefSeq and is a predicted model, not a curated record. Gene Ontology annotation, biological process: vesicle-mediated transport. Gene Ontology annotation, cellular component: Golgi apparatus; vesicle; trans-Golgi network. NCBI's taxonomy places the organism in Eukaryota, Metazoa, Chordata, Actinopteri, Centropomidae. Bases 110 to 748 code for a protein of 212 amino acids.